CCUCCUUCCCGGGGCGGGGGAGGCGCGGGCGCCAAUGAAAAGUAGCCGCUUGCUGGGGGGGCAAAAACUUUUCCUGUUGACUGUUGGAAGCGAAUUGAGCAAUUAUCUAGUUUACCUUCUCCUCUUGGAAGUUAACGAUUGGCGAGAUCUCGGCUGCGUUAUUGACACAACACUUUCUAUUGAUAGAAAUAAGUAGCGAUUGUCCCGAGUCAUUGGUGCGCCAAAGUGCGCUGCGAUGGGCUGGCGUGAGUCCGCCGGGCUGAGCUGGUUCCGCCGGUGCGGCGGCGGCUGCUCCCCGUGCGUGCGGACCGGUGACGAGAGAAGGGGCAGAGAGUGACAGAGAGACGGGGGGGGGGGGAGAAAAAAAAAGAGGCGUCUACCAAAGCGGCUCAAAGCGGGCGAACAAAUGCAAGCCAGCCAUGGACAAUAGUGGCCAUCACACGGCGACCAAAAUCCUCGCGGUUCCUCCGGCGAGAGAAAGCCUUUCUGCGAGGAGCACCAUGAUCGGCACGCCCAAGCCCCUCGCCUUCUCCAUCGAGCGCAUCAUGGCGCGGACGCCCGAGCCCCGCUCCGUGCCCGUCCCGCAGCUCCUGCACGGCUCCGCGGCCAAGGGCGACGCCAAGCACCCGCUGCACCUCGGCUCCUCCAUCCCCUGCAUGAUCCCCUUCGUGCCGGUGGCGUACGACCCCCUGGGCAAAGCGGCGGGCGCGGAGCCCAGGAAGGCGCCCUUGGACUCCUCUUCCUCGCCCUCCUUCAGCUGCGGCGAUCUCUUGAACUGUGCCCUGAGCCUGAAAGGAGAUUUCCCCCGCGACGCCCUGCCCUUGCAGCAGUACAAACUGGUAAGACCCCGAGUGGUCAAUCACUCCUCCUUCCACGCCAUGGGAGCCCUGUGCUAUUUCAACCGAGGCGACGGCCCCUGUCACCCGGCCUCCGGUGUCAACAUCCACCCGGUGGCUUCUUAUUUCCUCAGCUCCCCGCUGCAGCCGCAGCCCAAGGCGUACCUGGCGGAGCGGAACAAGCUGGUGCUGCCGCCCGCCGACAAGUUCCCCGCCGGGGUGGCCUUCAAGGACUUGUCGCAGGCACAGCUGCAGCAUUACAUGAAGGAGAGCGCCCAGAUCCUCUCGGAAAAGAUCGCCUACAAGAGCGCGGAGUUCGGCCUCGGCUCGCCGAGCAGCAAGCCCAAAGUUUUCACGUGCGAAGUUUGCGGAAAGGUAUUCAAUGCACACUAUAACCUAACUCGCCACAUGCCGGUGCACACGGGAGCCAGACCCUUCGUUUGCAAAGUUUGCGGGAAGGGCUUCAGGCAGGCGAGCACGCUGUGCCGCCACAAGAUCAUCCACACGCAGGAGAAGCCCCACAAGUGCAACCAGUGCGGAAAAGCCUUCAACCGGAGCUCGACCCUGAACACGCACACGCGGAUCCACGCCGGCUACAAGCCCUUUGUCUGUGAAUUCUGUGGCAAAGGGUUUCACCAGAAAGGCAACUACAAAAACCACAAGCUGACCCACAGCGGGGAGAAGCAGUUCAAGUGCAAUAUCUGCAACAAGGCUUUCCACCAGGUGUACAACCUCACCUUCCACAUGCACACCCACAACGACAAGAAGCCCUUCACCUGCCCCACCUGCGGCAAAGGCUUCUGCCGGAACUUUGACCUCAAGAAGCACGUCCGCAAGCUCCAUGACAGCGCCAUGGGGCUGCCCCGGCCCCCGGCCGAGCUGGGGGGCCCCGACCCGCCACCCCCGCUGCUCCCGGGCCCCGCGCAGCCCUGAGCGUCCCGCGCCCGCCCCCUGCAUGCGCCCAUUAAGCGGUUCCGUGUGUUAUGCUCUAUGUUGCCACUAACAUUUAUAUGGAACUGGUUGGUUCGUUUUCUUUUUUUUUUUUUUUUAUAAGACUUUUUUGUUGUUGUUGUUGUUGUCGCAUCUCAGGUGGAGAGAUGGUUUGAAAAAAAGGAAAAAAGAAAGAAAGAAAAGCGCCAAGCCAAUUUCUGCUGUAUUUAUUUGGGAUCUGUGUUACCAGGGCCGGGAAUGCUGCACCACUUUAAUUAUUUCAAUGUAUAUAUGCCACGCGCGGCCCCUGCCUAUCCCCAGUGCCUGCGGGGUGUCCUCCGCGGGUUCCUCCUCCCCCCACCCUUCAGUAUCGUAUCUAUAUGGACAGAGCGGGUUCGCUGUGUACGGAUUGGAAUUUCGGUUUGACUUUUGCACGUGAGAAAAAAAAAGACAAAAAAAAAAAAAAGAAAAGAAAUGAUGCGUUCGUUGACCUGGUGGUGGAAAUCAAUGUCCGCACACGCGCGGGGCCGGGGGGAACAGGUCCCCGAGGCCGCGCUCUGCUCCCUGCCAAAACACCGGCACGACCGCUAAAGACUUUAAUUAAGAGGGGUAAUUAGUUCGGAUUGAUCAAAGCCGGGUUGUUAUGUUAUUAGCUGCUCGGCCGACUUUGCCAAGCCGAGCCGUGAAAGCGUGGCCGAGGAAGAGCGGGGGGGGGGCAGGCUGGGCGGGCAGCCCGCGGCUGGGGAGCGGAGCCGGUCGGAGGUGGCCGCUGGGCUCCGUUGUGGGGCCGGGAGGGGUGCCGCUGCGGACGGGGCUGCGCGGACGGGUGGCCUGGUCCGGCCCGUGCCUCGCUGCACAGCAGCAGCUGCCCCCCGGGUACGGCUGUAGAGACAAAGCACGGGCAGGCAGGCUGUCAGCGUGCCCGGGGCGUUAACCAGGACGGGGUAGCCUCCCGCAUCCCACCCCUGGGCAGGGUGUGUGCAGGCGGCGGGUCUGGCCCUCGGAUGCAAGCCCACAGCGGGUCUGAGCGUCAGGGGAAAAAUUCCUUCCCAAACAGCUGACUGGUGCACUGCUGGUUCCUCUUCCUUUCAUGGUUGCCAAGGAAAAAUGGAGUCACCUGUACCUAGCAGGAAGAUUGUAUUUCCUGGUGCCUGCUUGCCAUCCAGCCAAAUACCCAUAUUCUGUACUACAACCGGUCAUCUGCAUCCUGCCAGUGCCUCAUGGAUGCUGGGAGAAUGAGAGCGCUGCUGCCUCUGAGUCUGACAUAAACAGAGCUGCAGAGCUGAGCAUUAGCAUCCUGAGGACACUGUAGCCUGUCUCCCCAUCAAUCACAAUAACUUCACUUUAAUACUGAAUAAAAGGGAGAUGAGGCUGGUGCCUAUGGAUUGCUGGAGCUGAGAGCCCUUGUGGAGGAAGAGCUGUUGCCCUCUGCCCCCCACCCAGGUUUUUCAAAUUUGACUGAGCAGAGAAUUCUUCUAUGCUUGUCAGAUGCUACAAUUAUGUUAAUGUGUGUCAAAGCUGAAAGUACCCGGUGCCUGAAAGAGUGACCAGAAUUACCAAAACAGCUAUGUGUCUAUCACUGUAAAAAUAAAAUGCAGCAACAGCAGGGUCUUGCAGAGUCAGGUAUAAAGUUCUUUCUGAAAAUGAAUGGUACCGGCUUCACUUUACUACUGCUAUACUGGUGAUCAGCCCCUUCCUCUCCCUGCAAAAAGGGGUCAGGAAGACCUUUGUUAAUUUAAAAAAUAUUCAUGCAUGUUGAAAAGUAAGCUAAACACAAAACCUUUCAGUAGCUACCCCAAACCAUAUUCCUGUUCGUAACUGGGUAAAUAGCAUCUCUCGUAUCACCCAGCAUAUCUCAACGCACUCAAAAUGAAUAGGGAUAGUAUUUAAUCAAGAGACUGUUCUGUUUGUUUUUUUUUUCUCUCUCUCUUUCCCCCCUUCAUUACCACAAUGGUGGCAGUAGAGGGGUGAAACAAAGCAUGUGGGUCCACCUGGAGCCAGCUGAAAUGAAGGUGUGUGGUCACAGCUUAGCUCCUGGACUGCUCAGCUGGACAGUGCCUGUAAGCCAGACACAAGAAAGCUGCUGCCACUAAGCACAGCAGUGGUUUCAGCUCCUCUGCUUUUAGUAGUGGUGGUUCUAGCUUCAUAUCCCAGUGGGUUCCCCUUCUGCUUGCAGUAAGAUCCUCCAGGCUGGAUUCCUGCUGGUCUGUUGCUGUAGGGUCACAUGGCACAGUGCAACCUGCACCAAAUACAUACUCUGAUGAAGGGUGAGCUGUGUCUAUUUUCCGUCCUCCUUUGCAGCUUUCACAGAAGUUAUUUAAUGUCUCUACUGUUAAGUCGCUGCUGCGAUUGAAUCCCUGCAUAUUUGAUUAGGCACAGUAUUAAAUCCU
Molecule: messenger RNA, 4156 nt
Organism: Numida meleagris (helmeted guineafowl)
Lineage: Eukaryota; Metazoa; Chordata; Aves; Galliformes; Numididae
Gene: FEZF1
Product: FEZ family zinc finger 1
Exons: 6
Coding region: 420-1769 (449 amino acids)
Biological process (GO): regulation of transcription by RNA polymerase II
Molecular function (GO): RNA polymerase II cis-regulatory region sequence-specific DNA binding; DNA-binding transcription factor activity, RNA polymerase II-specific
Source: RefSeq, a predicted model, not a curated record